AUGAAGCUAUUACCAAGUGAUUGCAUAAAAUCUGUUGAUGAAGAGAAUCUUCCAAAUGAUCUCAUUCAUACUGUUCAGUUUUAUGAAGCACAUCUACCUCACCCUGUCAUGAUUGAGACAGAAUUCAACACAUGGAGAGCCAAAUGGAAACACAGUGGAGAAGACCCACCCAAUAAAUAUGUAGAUGCUCUUAAAUCAUGUAGCUCUUUCCAGUUUUCAAAUCUACAUACUCUUCUUAGGAUAGCUUUAGCUCUCCCUAUAACAUCCUGUGAAAGUGAGAGAAGUUUCAGCCAGCUUAAUCUUUUGAAAACUGCUUGUCGCUCCACCAUGUCUGACACUAAGCUCAGUAGUCUUGCCAUUGUGAAGGUCAAUCGUGAUUGCUGUAACAAUUUAACGACUCCAAUGAAGCUGAAACAACUUGUAGAGGACUUUACGAAGUUACAUUCCAGGAGAAUGGCCUUGUCCUUCAUGUUGAGAGAUGAUUAA
Messenger RNA from Amphimedon queenslandica, 486 nucleotides. RefSeq names its product 52 kDa repressor of the inhibitor of the protein kinase-like. Gene Ontology annotation, molecular function: protein dimerization activity. The record is from RefSeq and is a predicted model, not a curated record. The transcript has a single exon. Lineage: Eukaryota; Metazoa; Porifera; Demospongiae; Haplosclerida; Niphatidae. Bases 1 to 486 code for a protein of 161 amino acids.